UAAAAUCUCUUCUAUAACAAGUCCUUGCUAGAACUUGCACUCAUAAUGGCUAAAAUAUUGAGCUUCUUCUUGGUUAUAUAUCUCCUUAAUUUUUCACCAAUAUUAUGUUUAUCUAGCAAGGCCAAUAAUUAUGGUUACUUAGAUCCACAAUUUUACGACCGCUCAUGUCCAAAAGCUAAAGAAAUAGUGAAGUCUGUUGUAGCCAAGGCCGUAGCCAGAGAAGGAGGCAUGGCUGCCUCUUUGCUAAGGCUACAUUUCCAUGAUUGCUUUGUCAAGGGUUGUGAUGCAUCGUUGCUUCUGGACAGCAGUGGAACCAUAGUAAGUGAAAAGACAUCAAACGCCAAUAGGAACUCAGCACGUGGAUUUGAAGUAAUUGAUGAGAUUAAAUCUGCACUUGAAAAAGAAUGCCCUAAAACUGUCUCGUGUGCUGAUAUCUUGGCACUUGUUGCAAGGGAUUCUACUGUUUUAGCUGGUGGACCAACCUGGGAGGUUCCAUUGGGAAGAAGAGACUCUAGAGAUGCCAGUUUAAGUGACUCCAACAACAACAUUCCUGCUCCAAACAACACAUUUAACACCAUUCUCACAAAGUUCUUGUCACAAGGGCUUGAUCUUGUUGACCUUGUUACUUUACUUGGGGCACACACAAUUGGAAAUGCAAGAUGCACCAGCUUCAGGCAAAGACUUUACAAUCAAUAUGGAAAUAAUUUACCAGAUUAUACAUUGGACCAAUCAUAUGCUGCACAAUUGCGUACUAGGUGUCCAAGAUCUGGGAGUGACGGAAACUUAUUUUUCUUGGACUAUGUCUCCCCAACAAAAUUUGAUAACAGCUACUUCAAGAACUUGUUGGCGUCAAGGGGCUUGUUGAAUUCAGAUCAAGUACUUGCAACAAUGAAUCCGAUGUCAUUAGCUUUGGUGAACGUGUAUGCAAAUAAUAAUGAGAUUUUCUUCGAGCAGUUCGCGAGGUCUAUAGUGAAAAUGGGAAAUAUCUCACCUUUAACUGCAGAUAGGGGCGAAAUCAGGAAGAACUGCAGGAAGAUAAACUCUUAAAACUGCAGCCUUCAAUAGCAACAUAUUAAUAAUUAGUGUGCCGCUAUUUGAUGUAUUUUUAUGUAUUUCUUUUAACAUUAUUCUCAGCUUCUUUGUUUUUUUUCUCUUUUUAAUCGUCAGUUUGUAUUCAUCCUCACAUAGCAAGUUCAUCGUGGGUUGUCCUUGUCAUAGUGUGCUAAA
This is a messenger RNA of Lycium ferocissimum, 1227 nucleotides long. RefSeq names its product peroxidase 72-like. The coding region runs from base 46 to 1047 and encodes 333 amino acids. Gene Ontology annotation, biological process: response to oxidative stress; hydrogen peroxide catabolic process. The record is from RefSeq and is a predicted model, not a curated record. Gene Ontology annotation, molecular function: peroxidase activity; heme binding. The transcript is spliced from 4 exons. Lineage: Eukaryota; Viridiplantae; Streptophyta; Magnoliopsida; Solanales; Solanaceae.